Messenger RNA from Oncorhynchus mykiss (rainbow trout), 4560 nucleotides. RefSeq lists its product as uncharacterized. Gene Ontology annotation, molecular function: extracellular matrix structural constituent conferring tensile strength. NCBI's taxonomy places the organism in Eukaryota, Metazoa, Chordata, Actinopteri, Salmoniformes, Salmonidae. Gene Ontology annotation, biological process: extracellular matrix organization. The record is from RefSeq and is a predicted model, not a curated record.
CUCCUGUAAAUUUAGCGCUCACUGAGGCAGGAUAUUUAAUGGGCAAUGGUUGGCAGGCACCCCCCUCCUAAAGACGCAGGGAUACUGAGAGAGGAGAGAGCGGGCUGUUGAGGGCAGUAGGCAAGAGAGAGUCAGAGAGUGAGAGUGGAGUCGUUUUGCUGUGGCUCCUCAGUAAACCCAAGUUGGAGAGAGAGGGCAUUGUAUUGACAGCAGCAUGAUCCUUAUCACAUUUGGACUCUAUCUUCCACUAUUGUUUUGUUAUGUCUUGUCUCAGUCCUCUUUCCUGGACAAUAUUCUCUCAUUCCCAGCAGCUCUCCAACAACAACCUGCCGUGGACCAGCAGAGGAAAUUCAACCCCUGCUGUUUACAGAGUCCACCCCCGCCCCCCCUAUUCCCUCCUCCUCCCUCACUGUGGCACCCCGGUGGUCAUAAUGAGGAGACCAGUAAGGGAGGUGAUCACAGACCAGAUCCAGAUACAGGGACGGAGCUGAAAGGGCCCAGCUGUGUCCCAGGACCCCCUGGCCCCAACGGACCCCCCGGUCCUCAGGGUCCAGCUGGGCUACCAGGUCUGACGGGACCAAAAGGUGAAAAGGGAGAACUGGGACGACCUGGACAAAAGGGUCGGACGGGGCCUCCAGGUCUCCCGGGGCGCCAGGGACCAGCCGGGUGGCCAGGACCAAAUGGGCCCAAGGGGGAGAAGGGAGAUGGUGGAUUGAUGGGAAUACCUGGAGCAAGAGGACCUCUUGGACCUAAGGGUUUACCUGGAUACAAAGGAGAAAAGGGUUCCCGUGGUGACCGUAGUGAGAGAGGGAUGAAGGGAGACAAGGGCACAAUGGGCUUCCCUGGAAUGCUUGGACAGAAAGGGGAAAUGGGUCCAAAGGGAGAACCUGGAAUCUCAGGGAAUAGAGGACCGACGGGCAGACCAGGGAAGAGGGGCAAACAGGGAGGGAAGGGCGACAAUGGGAUUAUCGGCCCUCUAGGUCCAGCAGGUCCUCAGGGGCCCCCAGGCCACCCUGGUCCCCCAGGUCUCCCAGCCUCAGGACUCUACGUGGUUGGAACGAAAGGUGAGAGGGGGCUACCAGGUCUUCCUGGACCUUGCAGCUGUAACUCCAUUAGUGUGAAGAGUCCACAGUUUGAUGAACAUAGUUCCAGGAGCGACUACGCCAAAGUGCCGGCGAUAUUUGUGGUAAACAAUCAAGAAGAACUAGAUCGUCUUCAUACGGACAAUGCCCUAGCCUUCCGGAAAGACCAGAGAUCGCUUUACUUCAAAGACACCAGCGGAUGGCUGCCCAUUCAGACUUCUUUCUUCCAGCUGACGCCGUUCCAGUCUACGGAGAACGCUCCGGAACAGGAGGGUUACUGUGGCGACGGGAUCGUUCAGAUUCCCAAUGGGGAGGAAUGUGACGACGGGAAUAGGAUUGUCACCGACGGCUGCGUCAAGUGUAAACAUGCUUACUGUGGAGAUGGUUAUCGCUACGACGGGGCCGAGGAAUGUGAUGGAAAGGACUUUGGCUAUCAGACAUGCAACUCAUAUCUCCCAGGGUCUUAUGGUCGUCUCAGAUGCACUCCGUACUGUGUCAUUGACUCUACAAACUGCAAGUAUUUCACAUGAGGAGGACCCUGGACACAGCAGUGGGAUCCUUCUUGUCUCGUUUGCUUUGGUACUGAAUAGGAUGACGGUAAUGCAAAUAAAAGAUCAACAACAACACUGCAAACAAGAGACUCAAAAAGGAAGUGUUGACAAACUGGACUAAGCCUGACAAAAUAACUAAAACUACACACACUAACUCUGUUGUAUCGCUGCUGAAGCCAUGUAGCUCCCGAGGAGGGGAGCCGGGGCCGGUAAAACGUCCCCUCAUCCAUUCGCACUGGACAAUUUCACUUUGUCUUAAAUAAAACUCAACUCAAGACUGAAGAGGCUCUGCCCAACUGAUAGGACCAGCCGCUGAACGAGAGGCGGUCAAAUGAGAGACAGCCAGGAAGGGAAAGACAGCCAAUGGGAAAGCUCUGAGAAAGUGAGAGACUCGUGGGUGGAGCCGGAAGCCAUAUUUACCUCGACGUAGAACUGUUAAAGAAGAGAGAACCAGGUCUGAACAAUCAGAAGUAGGGUGCUGUGUAUUUUACUGCAAUGUCAAUGACGUCAUGUACUGUAGCAUUUGCAUGAGGCUGAGAUUGCUGUGAGACCAUGGCCACAGAUGUCAUUACCUAGGCAUUUAACCAAUCACAAUACUUACUAUCGUUGUCAUGAGCUUCGUACUGUGUAUAUAUAGUAGGUAUACGUCUCCAAUUGUACGUAGGGAGUAUAUUGUAUGUUAUAAUUGUACUAAUCAGGACAGCAGGGGCAUGUUAGUACAUGUUAUACAGUAUUCAGGAGGAUUCUGAGAGCCUUGGUCAGUCUGUACUGAAGCCUUGGUCAGUCUGUACUGAAGAGGCAGAUCUUAAGCCUUGGUCAGUCUGUACUGAAGAGGCAGAUCUUAAGCCUUGGUCAGUCUGUACUGAAGAGGCAGAUCUUAAGCCUUGGUCAGUCUGUACUGAAGAGGCAGAUCUUAAACCUUGGUCAGUCUGUACUGUAGAGGCAGAUCUUAAGCCUUGGUCAGUCUGUACUGUAGAGGCAGAUCUUAAACCUUGGUCAGUCUGUACUGAAGAGGCAGAUCUUAAGCCUUGGUCAGUCUGUACUGAAGAGGCAGAUCUUAAACCUUGGUCAGUCUGUACUGAAGAGGCAGAUCUUAAGCCUUGGUCAGUCUGUACUGUAGAGGCAGAUCUUAAGCCUUGGUCAGUCUGUACUGUAGAGGCAGAUCUUAAACCUUGGUCAGUCUGUACUGAAGAGGCAGAUCUUAAGCCUUGGUCAGUCUGUACUGAAGAGGCAGAUCUUAAACCUUGGUCAGUCUGUACUGAAGAGGCAGAUCUUAAGCCUUGGUCAGUCUGUACUGUAGAGGCAGAUCUUAAGCCUUGGUCAGUCUGUACUGUAGAGGCAGAUCUUAAACCUUGGUCAGUCUGUACUGAAGAGGCAGAUCUUAAGCCUUGGUCAGUCUGUACUGAAGAGGCAGAUCUGAAGCCUUGGUCAGAUCCUCUUCAGAAGAACAGUAAAGCUAUGUACUGUACAGUAGUAGCAUUAAGCCAAGAUGACUGCCUGUGGAAAUAGCAGCCAAGCUGAUAGACUGGGAACCCUCACCUUCUGGUAGAACUGAACAGCUGUUGUCCCAAAUGACACCCUAUUCCCUAUGUAGUGCACUACUUGUGACAAGAGUCCUAUGGGCCCUGGUUAAAAGUAGUGCACUAUAUAGGGGAUAGUGUGCCAUUUGGACAGCCAGGCCCGUGCGCUCUUAGCUUUUGAUGGCACUGUACUGUAGUUGAAGAGGGCCGUUCAGAAUGUGGACAUUGUGGGCAAGGUCAAGCUUUGCUUUAGUUUAGAUUGACAUUUCCACGGUUUAACUCAGGAACCUCUAACAUAAUGUUUUCAGAGAAAUCCUCCCUCAUAUCCACUGUAGAACACAGAUGAGACCAAUGAGUCUAUGCUGCACACUGACUGUUACACUGCCCCCCUCCUCACUCAGAUGUGCUUACUGUACAUGUUGAUGACUCGUGCCCUCAGUCCUCCAGGUAAAGAGGAGGACCUCAGUGAACUACUGUCUGCAGGGAGAUAUGACACGUGAAGGCAGGCAAACUGUUAUUAUUACUGCUACUACUACAUGUUCUUAAAUCAUUUCCUCAUUGCAGAACAGGAAGCUUGUUUAGCUGCUAAUUGGUAGGAAGUGAAUUCCGAUAGUUAGGGUGGGAAACCUUAUGACAGUCUAGAAAGCUCUGGACAUCUUCCUGUCUCGUAUUUAUAGCAGCACUCCUCUUGAUACCUCCAGCCUGCCUGUUAUAUAACUGGAGCAGAACUACUGCACCACUCAGUGGAGAACUGAACACUAUAGUUGUAGUCUGCAGUACUUCCUGUAUUCCCUCAGUAGUUUAAGAGAACGUUUCAGGAUAAGCUGUUCUUUACCACAAGCUAUAGGUCGCCGUGCCAACGGAGGCCGACCUUUAACCUCACCCACACUUAGGAAAAUAUUGUUGCUCACGUAAAAGUGGAUGUAUGAAAAUAUGUCAUUUCAAGACUGUUCUAAAUGUUACAUCUGCAUGUUAGUGGUACUGUAAUUUACAAGUUUAAAAUGCAACCGAUUUGCCAAAGGAGACUGUGAAUGAAGCCUACAUGCUGUAAGUAAAUAUUAGUCAACUCUCGACAAGGUAUAUGCUUUUAAAGAAAUAUUGAUGGUUCUUGUUAAUGUAACUGUAUAACUGUAAGGACUGAAUAUUACGUCAACUUUUAUAUGACAGGUAUAAAUGUAUUAUCCAUUGCACCGUGUAUAAACACAUGAAAUAUCCAUUUGUUUGGCUAAUAUGAGUGUACUGUAUGCUGUAGGUACACUGGUAGCAUGUGAUAACAUUACACAAUGCUUUUUGGUGGUGAAUGCACUCGCAUAUCAGGAUUUCAAAACUCCUCUCUGAUUUCAUAAUUAAAACAUGUUUGACACAGACAUGCAUUAUUGAGAACAAAAUAAAGAUGAGAAAAUGGAA